This is a messenger RNA of Pelagomonas calceolata, 3596 nucleotides long. NCBI's taxonomy places the organism in Eukaryota, Pelagophyceae, Pelagomonadales, Pelagomonadaceae. The record is from the annotation of a GenBank genome assembly.
AGGUACCUCUCGUAAGUGCAGCGCAUUCAGAGCCCGGACUGCCAUGUGAUUAGCAUGCAGGCCCGAGGGCGCAGGGGCCUCGAUGAGGGCAUCCAUGCGCGAAAUCGGCGCCGGGUCGAAAAGUCCGGCAUUCAUAGGGGACUGCUGCCAUCAACCAACCCAAAGCUAGACUUAGCCAUCUUCUCCCGCGAGAAAGUUAUGCUGCGAGAGCGGGAACAAGCCUACUUCCGAGCGAUGCUGCUGCGCGAGCCCGGUCCGCGCCCACGGGGAGUAUCGCGGUCCCCGUACCAGGCGCCGGCCACCCGGGGCCGGCGGCGGAAAGGAACGCCCAGUGCCGCGGCGCCUGUGCCCGCGCCGGCGGUCCAGUUGAAGCGACGACCGCGAACGGCAGAGCCGACGAAGUCUCGCCCGGCGCGAGCCUGUUUGCCGCCGCCGGUCCCGUUGAGGCGACGGCCGCGAACGGCCGAACCGACCAAGUCUCGCGCGGCGCAGGCCUGUUAUGAUUUGAAUCGACCAAGCGUCGUCCCCGCAGGCCCACCAGUGCUGAGCGGGAUCCGUUUUGCGCGCCCAAUCUGCUCGAGGAAGCGACCAAGCGCCAAGCACACACAGAGGCCGAGGCGGUGCUGCAGAGGCGCCACUGCGUGGGGUCGCGGCCCAGGUCCGCCCCCAGUAGUGCCGGCGCCAAGGACCGGCCGGCCUGGCGGCCUGGUGGUGGUACGACCAGAGGAGCGCCGGUCCGGAAGGCUGCAGCGUGGGUCGGGCCCCGGAACACGGCCACCUCGGCCGAGAUCUUGGCGAGACUGAAAGGCCCCGACCCGGUGCAGCGCGCAGUCGACAGGACGAUGCUUCCUGACCCGUGCCAUUGCGCCGCCGGCGUCGAGACGAUUGGCGACGAGAUCGUGGCAGCGCGGCAGCGCGUCCGCGGUGUGCCGGCGGCGUUGCCGCGCAGCGCAACAAGUGUCGAGGUACGGUGGUGCGAACAGGCGCCCCGGGCCAAGGGAGCAGCGUCAGUCCACAGAGGAGCCGUCCGAUGGGCGGGAGUGGUCGAGGCCCUGCGACGCGAGGCGCCCCGCGCGCCCACGCUUCGAGUCCUCACGUUCGACUUUUCCAUGGAGUUCCGCGGGGACGCUCCGGCGACGGCGACCAAGGGUGACGCUGGCAGUGUGUGCUGUGAGGUGGUCGACCUGGCAGCGACCCCCGACGAUAUAUUUGCGCUCGCCAUUGUAAUCGAGCCCGCCGGGUGCCGGUCGCAGGACCGGCUCGGGCGAGUCUGGACCUCUGUUCGCCACGACGCCGAUGAGGCAGCGUUAGCGGUGGGUACGUUCGACGCGGCGGAUAAUCGGGCAUGCGGCGUAUUGUGUGGCGUGCUCUUUCGCGGCCGCGGACCGGGUGACGUGGCCUGGUCCUACAAGCUGGUCUUCGAGCCGCUGCCGGGGCAGACAAUCAUUGAUCGGCUCCCAAGUGUCAGCCAGGCUCUCGCAGAGGCGGGGGUCCAGCCGUACACCGUAGUUCACGUGCACCACUGCGUCGACUGCGCGCGACACGCCACAACGACGAAGCAUGUCCCCGGCAGCUACGAGAGGCGCUUCCGAGAAGUCGCGCGCGCCGUCGAGGCCAGCGCACAAAUCAAGCUUCACGGUUUUCAGAUGGCUGUGUCUUCACAUCGUCUCUCUACUGCCGUACGUCCAUCCACGUAUCCGACUCACUGGUUGAUUUACAUGCAGGUCGAAGCAUCGCUGCCACACGCGAUCGUCGUGGCGAACCACACGCCGCCGACGCUGGGCGCGUUCGAGGUGCAGGGCCUGGAGUAUCGCGCUGCCCAGGCGAUCCGGUGCUGCUCCAAGCACGGGAGCGCAGCGUUCCCGCGCGCGAACGACGUCGCCGCCCGCCUCGUCGCCGCUGCAGCACCGCCGCGUUUCCGUGCGCCCCUUGCUGGAGAGUCCCGCAGCCUGGUCGUGCGGUGCCUCGAAGGUGUCGACUCCGCUUCAAAAGCCUGUCACGGUGGCGUCCUUAUCGUCCUGUUCCGCGCGACGCUCGGUGGCUGCUGCGUGUACGGACGGAGCAAUGCCAAGCCGGCGGAUGCGGCCUCGGUCUUCUGCCAGGCCCGGUCGACCGCGCAGCUCGCGCGCGCAGCGCCGGGCUACGACGCAGUGGAUGCCUGGGGCUGCUUCGACGUCGCGCGUUGGCUGCGCGCCCACGGGCUGGGCGCCAGCGACGUCGGCCCCUUCAUGACACGCGCGCGGAUCGAACGAGGUCCAGACCUUUUGCGGCUCGACGACGACGUGCUCGUUCGUGUCGGCCUCGCUUCCAAGCUCCGGCGCCGCGCCAUGCUCGCGAGCCUCGACCAGUUCCGCGACCGCCCGACCGAGGACCAGCGGGUCGAUCUCGAGCCGCCCGUGUCCGCCGUCGACGCAUCGGCACCGGCCGCGUGGGAACGCGUCGCCGUGACCACGACUGAUGAUGAGGGCGUUGCUGUCUUUGCGGUCGCCGACGAGGGAACGUUUGUCGCUGCACACGCAACCGACGUCGGAGGCGCGAAAUCGUCGGGCGCGUCGCGGCUCGCGGCGACGUACUACGAGGCCAGCAGUCCCGCCGUCCGCGUCGACGACGACAGCACCGGGCCUGUCGACCUCACACUGUGCCUCGAGCCCAAGCUCCACACGCUCUGCGUGCGUCUCGAAGCGGGCGACGGCGCGGACGCGUGCGCUGCGGAGGGAAAUCUUGGGGGCAUCCCGAUCAUCCUGGUGACACGCCGGCGGCGGACGCGGUACGUUGUGAAGACGGGCCAGGACGGCGUCGCCGAGUUUCGAAUCCCGACGGACGACUACGUACUGACCGCAGGCAUGGUUCCCGUUCGCGCGUGCGGCGACCAUGUCACGACCUUGGAGGUGGACCUCGCCCUUGCGCGCCGCAUCGGCAUGAAUUACUUCCGGGGGGCGUGCCGGCGGAUGCAGGCAGCCGCCCGGCGCGCCGUCAGGCGACGCCGCCUCCGGCGCCGUGUCGACUGGGGGCGUGCGGUCAUCAAGAUUCUUGUCGCGAGGUGGGUCAAGCGCUAUCGGAGAAACAGGGCGCACGCCAUCCGCGGCCAAACCAUCGUCCGCGGCUUCCUCCAGCGCGUGCGCCUCGCGAACCUCCGGCGCGCGGCCGUCCGGGUCCAAUCGCUCCACCGGCAGAUUGUGGCGAAGCGUGUCGUCGCGGCGCGGCGCGUGGAGAGGAACCGCGUCGCGGCGCUGCGCAUCCAGACCGUUGCGCGCGGCGCCCUGCGGCGCGCGCGCCUCGCGACCCGUCACCGCGCCGCCGCCCGGGUCCAGGCGUUCCGUCGGGGGAUUGCGGCGAGGAGCGUCGUCGCCGCGCGGAUCAAGGCGAUCCGGCGCGCCCGUGAGGCCCGACUUUACACGUUCGCCGCAGCGAGGUCGGCGAGCGCGCUCGCCGCGGCGCGCGCCGCCGCCGCCGAGACGUGGCUCUGCCGACAGCGCGACGUACCUGCGCCGGCCCCGGCCCCGGCCCCAGCGCCAGCCGCCUCUUCGGCGGCCGCCGAGGCUCCGGCGCCGUCUCCUUUCGCCGAUUUGGAAGUAAUAUGUAUAAACCCGUCGUAG